Molecule: messenger RNA, 3424 nt
Organism: Photinus pyralis (common eastern firefly)
Lineage: Eukaryota; Metazoa; Arthropoda; Insecta; Coleoptera; Lampyridae
Gene: Ccdc39
Product: coiled-coil domain-containing protein 39
Exons: 8
Coding region: 515-3289 (924 amino acids)
Biological process (GO): cilium movement; inner dynein arm assembly; cilium-dependent cell motility
Cellular component (GO): axoneme
Source: RefSeq, a predicted model, not a curated record
GGUUCCCAGAUACAGUACCUCGCAUUCUUAUUUGGCCACCCUGUACAAUAGGAGCUGGCAGUUGCGUCAUAUCUAAGUGCCAUUAUGAUAUGUCGAGUUGCAUGGCAGAUGUUUGGCGUUUGUCACAUGUCACUCAUAAACCUAACCCAAAAAUCAGUGAAGUUUGACACUUCAAUGUUGCAGCUCCCAAUUAUACGUCGGAAUAAUUGUCAUCUUUGUCUUUGGAGAGAGGUAGAGAGAGUCGGAUAUUUAAACUAAAUGCGCACCAGGCAACAAGUCCAAUCACAAAAUUAAUCAAUAAACAAACAUGUAAAAGAGAUAACGCAACCGCCAGUUCCUAUUAUACAGACUUUAGUAGCAUUGUUUUGUUCUAUGCCUAAAAAAAACCAUAGCAACCUUCCCUGGGCAACUAAGCAAUUGUCAUUGAUCAAACAUAAGUCAAUGUCACUGCCACAUCUUUUACAUUUUACACCCUACUAAAUAUUUGUGUUUUUACAAUAAUUUACAUUUGAACAUGGAUCCGGCAUUGGCCGACGUCCUCAAACGAAUGGGAUGGACAACCGGUAUGCACUUACCGGUUGCCAACGAUGAAAAUAAAGCUCUUCAAGAUGAGGUGGAGGCUCUCAUGGUUAAAAAAGCGCGAGCGACGCACUCCUUCGAAACGGAAGAAUCUCGAUACCAAGCGUUCGCGAAACACCUAAAAUUCGUGACGGUUCAAAAUGACGAAACGCAGCAAUUACUUACCACGUACCACCACCACCUUGACAACCAAGAGCACUGCUUCCUGGUUAAACAAUCCGAAAGAGAACGCGUACUUCAAGAAAUAAGGCAGGCGAAAAAAUUAUGCCACGAAAUUAACGAGCGGGUGAAAAGUAAGAAGGUCGAUCUCGAUAGGGGUUUAACUAAAAUUGAGAAAAGGAAAUUGGAAUCGGAUUGGGAUAAGGAAGCGCUGGAAGCGUGGGACGAAUCUCUAAAGAAGAAAGACGAAGACAAUGAGAUUUUAAAAAAAUUCUCCCGCGAGGACGAGAAGAAAGCCAAAAAUCUCGAAAUCAAACGCCAAAAUUUGCAAAAAGAAAUACUGACCAGAACGAGCACGCUCAAUAAAGUAGUGGCGGACGUUCACAACUACGAGCUGAUCAUCGAGCGUAUUGGUAAAGUGUUCAAGCAGCAAAAGGAGGAGCGCCAGGGUCUCCUGACGCAAUGGCGAGACGCGGUAGAGCUCAUAAAAAAGCGCGACCAAAAUAUGCGCGAUAUUAUAGCCGAGGUUGCCGCGUUUUCCGAAAUUUUGGCACAAGAGCGCGAAAAACUGGACGAGCAAGACACAUUUUUAAAGAACCAAACCGAAAACAACAAGGAGACCGAGGAGCAAAUUGCCGAGAUCAAUUUCGCUAGCUGCAAAAUGCGGCAGGAUUUAAACAGCUUGAUUCAAACUGUUUUAACACUAAACAGCGAGGCCAACUCCUUGAAACGCCUCCUGAUUUCCACGGCAAACUGCUUGGAGAAGCAAAGGAUGACAGGCAAAAAAUUAUCCAAAGAUAUAAGCGACAAAGAGUCCCAGAUUAAACAGCAACAACGCGACUUAGAAAAAUUGAAGCAAAAAUUAAAAGAGGUUAAAAACAGUUCCCUGUCGGCAAGCGAGAGGGCCUCCCAGCUCGAGGCCAUAAUAGAGGAGGAGCAGCGAGAAACUAAGAUUUUAGAUCAGGACGUCGAAAGGACGCAAGGCGUCUUAUUUCGAACGCAGCAGGUCCUAAACGAACUGAGGGACAAUGCGAAAACUAAAGAAAUGGAGAUAUCGGGAUGCGAAAUGUCAAUCAGCUUGUUGAAGAAAGGUUUGAUUAAGUCGAAUAAGGAGCUACAAACUCAAAGGGAAAUUAACUAUGACUUGGACUUCAGAGUGAACGAAAUGGAAAGUAGAAUCGAUCGCAUAGAGGGUAACACAGUUGAUGAAGAUACACAGCAAUUAAGAAACAAAAUCGACUCUCUCGAGGAAGAAUUGGCAGAUGAAACUGAGGUGAAGACAUUGAUCCAAAAUCAAAUAGCGCACAUCGAAAAUGAAAUGCGACGACUUACCUCUGCGAUACAAGCCGACAAUCAGCAAAUGGAAACUUUAAAAGACAAACUGCAAAAUGAAGUGCUCUCGUGCGAGGAUGGCACCAAGCAGUCGGUCGAAGCGAGGAAUCGCAUGCAGCAGCAGCAGGUCAACGAAAAUGUUUUCCGACUGCGAGUCAACCAAAUGGAAAACAUAAUGAAGCGUGAAGAGAAUUGCAUCUACAACAUUCAAAAACUCCGGCUGGAAUUAGAAAUGGCUAUGCGACAACGACAAAUUGAAAUAAGCACGAAUAAGGAAAUUUUAAUAGCAAAAAGGCGCAAUCUCGAUGAAGAGAAAGGUAGACUGAAACGAGAUCUAAUACUCCGACAAACUAAGAUAGGCCAGUUGCAACAACGUUUCCAUCUGGCUUCGAUGGCGCUGGGCAAAGACGAAGACGGGAAGCCGUUGUCGGUGACGUACUUCAAAAUAAAAAACGCCCAAGAAAAGCGCAUGUUACAAGACGAGGGUGAUGAGAUGGACGCGAAAAUUCGAAAGUACGAGAAGGAAAUAGUUGCGAUGGAGAAUACUCUUCGAGUCGUGAAUUUGUCAAACGUCACAUACAAACAGAGCCUAUCCGCCGUAGAAGAGCUAGAUCCGGAAUUCCAAGAGAAGAAAAUGUUGGAGUCGGAAAUCAGCGCGGUUAACGUGAAGAUACGUGUUAAGAAACAGGAACUGGUUCAGAAGAAGAAUUACAUCAAAGAGUUGACCCAGAUGUUAAGCUCGUGCGAUGAAGACAAAACGGGAACGCUGCAAAUGCAAGCCGUUUACGAAGGUGAACUCGGCGAUUUAAAGCGGCACGAAGAGGGGCACGUUGAGAAACUGAAUCGUGCCGAUCGACAUUUGCACACGUGCAUGAAAAAUUUGGAUAUGGCGGCAACAGAAAAGUACCACAAAAAUAUAUUCAUACGUCAAUUACAAGAGGCCAAUAAGAGCGCGUUACAACAACUGGCCGAAAUAUCGACUCGAUUUCAAGACAUGACGCCGCACAUAACUCGCUAUACAUAUGAAUACGAUGUCCAACUUCCAGGACAAAGGUUACAAUUUUCGUGUAGUUCAAGUUCGUGCAGCACAAGAUCAUCGGAAUAUUACCUAACGAAACCUUCAAUUUCGAGCAUCCUACUGGAAUUUAAUGCGACCGCCGAAUGUGGAAGUCGAAGUGCCAAGAAAAAUAUAAAAUUGAAGCCUAAACGUAAAACAUAAAGAGGAUGGUAAGAACGGAAACAUAUUAUUUUAUAAAUUUUAAUGUCUCCAUAGUAAAAAAUUCAUACAUUUACACAUAAAUUAUAAUUCCACUUUUAAUUAUGUACUUCUUUAUAAAUACUUUGAGUAUACUUA